AUGUCCUGGAACGCUUCGAACUGCCCCGACGGUGUUCCGGAGUUUUCGAAUGUCGACAUUCCGUCCAAUAUUACCUUUGCUUUCGUACCAUCCACCAAUACCAGCAACCCAGCAUUCGUGGCCUGCUGCAAUCCAAACCCCAUCAGCAUUGCUGACGGCUGUUUUGCCUGGUGCGAGGCUCCACCAGACCUGGCCUCAGAGCAAAACUUUUCGAGCUGUCUCACCAUCAACGAAGACGAUGGCAGCAGGUGGAGACAUGGUAUCCUGGGAUUCCAUGAGAAGAAUGGUGCUUCGACCAGGGGCUCGGCAAUGAGCCUGUUCGUGUUGGGUAUCUGGGUUUUGGGCGUGGCGGCGCUCUUUUGA
Molecule: messenger RNA, 363 nt
Organism: Diaporthe citri
Lineage: Eukaryota; Fungi; Ascomycota; Sordariomycetes; Diaporthales; Diaporthaceae
Exons: 1
Coding region: 1-363 (120 amino acids)
Source: RefSeq, a predicted model, not a curated record